This is a messenger RNA of Ictidomys tridecemlineatus (thirteen-lined ground squirrel), 1008 nucleotides long. RefSeq names its product transmembrane protein 14A (gene Tmem14a). Lineage: Eukaryota; Metazoa; Chordata; Mammalia; Rodentia; Sciuridae. Gene Ontology annotation, biological process: regulation of heme biosynthetic process. The record is from RefSeq and is a predicted model, not a curated record. Gene Ontology annotation, cellular component: mitochondrial membrane.
GGCGCCGUGAGGAACCCGCUCCGCAGCGUACACUGCCGCGAGAAGAGCCGUCCCGGCCACCCACUAAGUCACAGGCAGAUGAAAGCAAGCAGCAGGUGGAGCCAACAAGCGACAGCAAGCAGCCACAUCAAGCCACCCCCGAAGGCGGUCCCCGGGCAGGACCAGGACACCCUGGACACGGACCAGAACGGCCAACCUGGCGGAAGGCGGCAGGAGUCCGGAGGACACGGGGCAGAAUUGCGGCCUCACCAAUGGACCUUAUUGGUUUUGGUUAUGCAGCCCUUGUGACGUUUGGAAGCAUUUUAGGAUAUAAGCGGAGAGGUGGUCUUCCAUCUUUGAUUGCUGGUCUUUUUGUUGGAUUUUUGGCGGCCUAUGGAGCUUACCGUGUCUCCAUGGACAAACGAGAUGUUAAAAUAUCACUAUUUACAGCUUUCUUCCUGGCCACAAUAAUGGGUGUGAGAUUUAAGCGUUCUAAGAAAAUAAUGCCUGCUGGGCUGGUUGCAGGUUUAAGCCUCAUGAUGAUCCUGAGACUUGUCUUACUGUUGCUGUGAGCAUCCAGAAGAACCGAAAACUAAAUUCCUGUCAUUCUACUGUAAUGGGCAGAGUAUUCUUUGUACUUAAAAGAUAAAUUUCAAUAUAGAAUGUCAAGUCUCUUAUUUUAUGUCAGAAGCAAAAGUUAUACUGUCUCCUCUAAGAUGAAUAAAAGUUUAAGGUAGUUUUUUUUUUUAACAGCAAAAAUUUAAACUGUUUCUAUUUGUUAAGUGCUGUUUUCAUUAAAGGUGUUUAAUGAAUCCCGAUACGCUCUUUCACUUGCUGUAGCUAUUUUUAUAUUUGUAAUGUUGUUUUUGACAGUUCCAAAUACUGAUGACUCAAGGAAGUUUAAAUUAAACUACAACUUAUCCAAUAAAGGAAUUUCCUAAGUAGACUUCACAAAAUACUAACUUAGAUGUUUGUUACUUGUGCUGUAUCAGAAUUUUAUUUUUUUCCAUUAAAUUGCAUUUAAUUGCU